Molecule: messenger RNA, 1631 nt
Organism: Maylandia zebra (zebra mbuna)
Lineage: Eukaryota; Metazoa; Chordata; Actinopteri; Cichliformes; Cichlidae
Product: Fc receptor-like protein 5
Biological process (GO): cell surface receptor signaling pathway; immune response
Cellular component (GO): external side of plasma membrane
Molecular function (GO): transmembrane signaling receptor activity
Source: RefSeq, a predicted model, not a curated record
CCAGCCAAGCAGCAUGGAGAUCACAGCUCUGUGCACAAUUAUGGCCACUUUGAGUAUCUUUCCCAACAGAUCUCAGUUCUUCAGGUACGAGUCUGUUACACUGAGCUGUGGAGAGCUUAAAAACUCUAACUGGACAAUAAAGAGAAACACGUCAACAAAAACAAAUGAAGAGUGCUCCAAACACUGGGGCACAAAAAAUGAAUCAAACUGCUUCCUUCAAGAUGCUUACCCAUCAGACAGUGGAUUGUACUGGUGUGACUCUGGAGCUGGAGCCUGCAGUGAAGCUGUCAACAUCACUGUGACCGGAGGCUCUGUGAUCCUGGAGAGUCCGGUCCAUCCUCUGCAGGAGGGCGAUGCUGCAACUCUGCGCUGCAUGGAUAAACCGACUUCUUUUAUCCCAGCUGAAUUUUAUAAAGAUGGCCACCUCAUCAGGAACAGCUCUACAGGAAUCAUGACCAUCCUCAAAGUUUCAAAGUCUGAUGAAGGUUUCUACAAGUGUACCAUCUCUGGUAGCGGAGAAUCACCGGACAGCUGGCUGUCUGUCAAAGCUGGGCGACCCAAAUCUUUUCACUCCCCUCCUAUGUAUGUUGUGCUUCCUGUGGUGGGUGUCUGCCUCUCGCUGGCUGUGGUGUUGGUUGUGCUGGUGCUGCUGUUCUGCCUCUGGAGGAACCACAAAGGUGAAACUGACCCUGAUGUUUCCUACACUGAUGUCACCAUCGUACCGGAAGUGCAGCCAAAGAGUGACAAAGCAGAAACAGAUUCUGAAGCAACUUUCUAUUCAACAAUCAAACCAGCAGCCAGCUGAGCGGAGGCAUCAGAGUCUGUGCUGGGAUCUAUUUUUGUUUCGUCUUCAUGUAUAAAAACUGUAAAUGUAAACUGAGCCGAGUCCUGCUGCAGCUGAAGACCCGCUUGUUUUGCAUGCACUGCUGUAAAAUCAUAGACUUUUGUUCUUAAACUAUUUAUUGUUUAUUCUUUUUGUCAUUUUUUUGCUUGUGAUUUUUUUAAAUUAAUUUUUUAUAUAACUCAUGAAUAACAAACAGACACUUCCAGCUUGGCAGUUGAAGAAGUGAAUGAGAGAGUGCUCAGUUUCUGUUUUUCAGCGGUGUAUUGAGUAACCUGUUCUACUGCUAUGAAUGAAGCUCGGAAAAUAGAAAACUGGAAAAUGUACUCCAGAAUUACCCGACUGAGCCAGUCCCUUGCAAUUUCUCAUUACAGUUUCUGCUUUCACGUGUACAAGUGAAACUUCCUUAAUAUGUUUAUUAUGUGUCGAUCUGUUUAUAGAAACUGAGCAGACAGGGACUUCCCACUAAUUUACUCAUGAUUAGCUCACUUCCUGUUCCUUCUUUCCACUGUAUCUGAUUUCAUUCAGAUACUCAGAGCUCAUCAACAGAUCCUGUCAGGCUCUAAUUUUAAUCAGGUUUUUAGAAAUGUGGUUUUCAUUUAAUCAUUGUUUCAACUGCAUUUAAAACUUCUUCAAUUUUACCAUUUAUAUCUUUAAAUCACUGAAUUUAUGCUUUGUACUUUCCCGCAAACACUGACUCAUCCACUUGUUUGCCUCAGGCUUCUCCAUGUGAGAGGAAACUCAAUCCACGUGUCCUAGAAAUAUCUUGUAAUCAUACUAAUGAAAGCAA